This is a messenger RNA of Aspergillus melleus, 609 nucleotides long. RefSeq names its product H/ACA ribonucleoprotein complex subunit GAR1/NAF1. Bases 1 to 609 code for a protein of 202 amino acids. The record is from RefSeq and is a predicted model, not a curated record. Gene Ontology annotation, molecular function: box H/ACA snoRNA binding. The transcript is spliced from 6 exons. NCBI's taxonomy places the organism in Eukaryota, Fungi, Ascomycota, Eurotiomycetes, Eurotiales, Aspergillaceae. Gene Ontology annotation, biological process: ribosome biogenesis; snoRNA guided rRNA pseudouridine synthesis. Gene Ontology annotation, cellular component: box H/ACA snoRNP complex.
AUGUCUUUUCGCGGAGGAGGUCGUGGUGGCUUUGCCACCGGUGCUAAUCGCGGCGGUUUCGCCGGCCGUGGCCGCGGAGGCUUCCAGCAACAGUCGUUCGGCCCCCCUGCCCAGGUCCUAGAAAUGGGAUCGUUCAUGCACGCUUCCGAAGGCGAGAUGGUUUGCGAAUCUGUCAACCCCAAGAUCCCCUACUUCAACGCCCCCAUCUACCUGGAGAACAAGACCCCUAUCGGAAAGGUCGAUGAGAUUCUCGGUCCUAUCAACCAGGUCUACUUCACCAUCAAGCCCCAGGAAGGAAUUGUCGCAACCUCUUUCAAGCCCGGUGACAAGGUCUACAUUGGUGGCGAUAAGCUCCUUCCUUUGGAGAAAUUCCUUCCCAAGCCCAAGCCUCCUCCAGGUGCUGCGAAGCCCAAGAGAGCCGGUGGUGCUGGCCGUGGCGGACCCAUGCGUGGUGGACGCGGCGGCGGACGCGGCGCUCCUCGUGGCCGUGGUGCCCCCCGAGGCCGUGGUGGCUUCGGUGGUGGUGGUGGUUUCUCGAGAGGAGGUGGUGGUGGCUUCAGGGGUGGCAGAGGAGGUCCCCGUGGAGGUGGAGGCUUCCGCGGACGUUAG